Penicillium daleae is the source of this 846-nucleotide messenger RNA. RefSeq lists its product as uncharacterized. The transcript has 2 exons. Bases 1 to 846 code for a protein of 281 amino acids. The record is from RefSeq and is a predicted model, not a curated record. Lineage: Eukaryota; Fungi; Ascomycota; Eurotiomycetes; Eurotiales; Aspergillaceae.
AUGUCUUCGUUUCUUAUUCCGAAAAAGGACGGGGUCGCUAGAUAUGACUGGGACUCCUUUGCGCACGAGAAAAAGGGUUAUAUCUCUUUUCAUCUUGUCAAGUUUUUGUUGAUCUACGAGGAGAUUGAUACGGUUCUCGACUCCGUGCUCAUCCAGAAAACAGCCUUGAAAGUGUACAUAUGCUUGAAUGUGCUUUAUUGUUUCCCAGAGAUAUGGGACGCAGCAGCCGGCAAAACCGAAGACAACGACUACCGCGACAGCAAAUCUUAUCAAAAUAUCAUUGCACUAUGUAUUCCUGCCCACGGUAACACCUUUGCCGUGAACUAUCCGCAUCGUCUGUUCGUUGGCCUUAGCAAUCGCCACCUGUCCAAAGCUGCUGGGAAAUGGGGAACACGGCCGUUCAAUGGUUUCUUGAGCCUUGAGAGAUCGGCUAUUGACAAGCCAAGCAUAGCGGAAGCGUACCUGGUCCGGGCGAUUCUAAUCUCAAAGGGACUCCCGGUUGAGCUUGCCGUCGGAGUUAUGCGUUUUGUGGGCUACGAAGGAAAACGAAGACUUACGAUCCCAAACGACCCCUUUCAUCCUUCCAACAAGGAAGAACUCGUCAAAUACCUAAAUUAUUGCUGGAAACUUUUGAUUUGCUGCGACAUCUUGGCGAAGACUAUUGGCAAGCAUAUCAACUGGUACGAGAAGGUUUCUCAGUGCAUUCAUGAACUCUGGAGUUGUGGUGGUGGGUACUGGACCAGACCUGUUAAUCACAGUUAUUGCUUCUGCAAGCCCCAUAAUCGCAAAUUGGAGAUGAGAUGCCCAGUUGAAUUCAAAAUGGGGACCACCAAUUGCCAGAAUUAA